AUGAAAAAGCGUGAAGAAAACGGACGAAACUUCUUGACUGAUCGAGGGAAUCAGGAUAGUUCUGAUUGGAUAGCUUUACCUAAAUUCAAUCACUGGCCUCAUGUAUUUAAUCUUACGAAUUGUAUUGUUGGUGUUAGCGUACUUGCAAUGCCGUACUGCUUGCAGCAGUGCGGUAUUUUACUGGGUAUUAUUUUGAUUUGCUUAUGUUCAGUACUAACCAAAAUUACUUGCCAUUUAUUAUAUCGAGGGGCUGUCCUAACGCGGAGUCGAAAUUAUGAACUGAUGGCAUCUCAUGCUUUUGGUAGCUGUGGGAAGCAUUUAGUUGAGCUGCUCAUGAUCUUAUAUUUAAUGUCAUCUGUGGUAUCGUUUAUGGUUGUUAUCGGGGAUAUAGGUCCUCAUAUUCUAGCUGAUUAUCUUGAACUGCAGGCACCGACUCAGAGGUUACGAAUUUUGGUUAUGGUAUUAGUUGUAAUUUUUGUUGUUUUACCACUAUCUCUAUUUCGCAGCAUAAAUAGUUUAUCAGGAAUCAGUUCAAUUACUGUAUUCUUUUAUGGUAUAUUCGUAUUGCGAAUGUUAAUUGAAUGUUUUCCUCGGAUUUUUGAUUCAAAGUGGAGCACUAAUAUCUACUGGUGGCGACACGAAGGUUUACUAAAUAGUUUUCCGAUUAUUUCGAUGGCUUUAUCUUGUCAAACGCAAUUGUUUUGUAUCACUGAUUGUAUACAAGAAAGGUCAAUUGCGAAGGUUGAUGUAGUGGUUUCUGGAGCAAUUAAUAUAUGUAGUAUCAUGUACACAGCGGUUGGUAUUUUCGGAUAUGUUGCUUUUCAUGAUGUUGAGUUACAUGGUGAUAUUCUGUUGUAUCUACAAAGUUCUUUUUUAACUCAGUUGAUGAAGUUGGGGUUUAUGUUAUCGGUGGCUGUUAGUAUUCCACUGAUGCUAUUUCCCAGUCGAAUUGCAUUCUACAAUCUCUUCUUAAAACCGGAUGCAGGUGAAUUCGUUAUAUUUCGGAUACCUUCCAUUAUAUUUGUAUCACUUACGAUGUUUCUUUUGUUUUUCAGUUUAUUGCUUGCCAUAAUUGUGCCAAAUGUUGAAUUUGUUCUUGGUUUAACGGGUGCAGUGAUUGGUUCCCUUGUGACUAUUAUUAUACCCUCAGUUUUGUUUCUAAUAGUUUCUCGUGAUAUGGAACGAAAUCGCUUGUUGGCGUUUUACGCAAAAAUAUCGAUAGUAAUUGGCUUAUUCAUGCUUGUUGGAAGUACUUGGACAGUAUUACAUACUGAACAAGAGCCAAAUGUUGUUGACGUAAUUUUACCAAAGCAAAUAAACAACGAAUUAAUGGAAAAUGCCAUCGAAAAUAAACCUAAGGACAAAUUUUAUGUAAAUGAUACGAAAUUAGAAGUAGGUGUAUAA
Thelazia callipaeda (thelaziosis nematode) is the source of this 1404-nucleotide messenger RNA. NCBI's taxonomy places the organism in Eukaryota, Metazoa, Nematoda, Chromadorea, Rhabditida, Thelaziidae. The record is from the annotation of a GenBank genome assembly.